AUGGUCGAGAUAUCUGAAAGGCCCGAAGACCAUAAACAAUUGUCUGUGAUUGCCAUAUCUCGUGGGAUUAGCAAUGAAUCAGAGAACCAGUGUGACUUGACAAAGCUGACACGCGAUGACUACACUGUCGGAUGGAUUUGUGCAUUGUUUGAAGAGCAGACUGCUGCGACUGCUAUGUUAGACCAGGAGCAUCCCGAUCUACCUAUGCCGCCUGAUGAUCCGAAUACGUACACACUUGGGUCUAUCGGGGAGCACAACAUCGUCAUAGCCUGUCUACCAGCAGGAAGAACGGGUAGUACCGCAGCGGCCACUUGCGCGACCCAGAUGGCGCGCACCUUUCCAUCGAUCAAGAUCGGCCUGAUGGUAGGCAUUGGUGGUGGCAUCCCUUCUAAAGUCAAACUCGGAGAUGUCGUGAUCAGCAGCCCUGGGGACGAGUAUCCAGGAGUGGUUCAAUGGGAUUUUGGCAAGGCAGAAGAUAGCAGGAAAUUCAGGCGUACCGGUGCUUUGAACAGACCCCCAAGCAUACUUCUGACAGCUAUGAGCAAAUUGAGAGCCAGGAACAGGCUCAAGGGAAAUAGUCUUCUACCCCAAUAUCUAGAAGAGAUGGGCAAAAGAUGGCCAGACCUAGUGCCCGAGUACAGCGAACCGCCUUCUUCAGAGCUACCUGGUGAUCAGGACGAAGUGUAUAUGUCACGAUCCAUCUUUUCUGCCAUAUGGGAUAUGAUACUGACGCUUCUGGGCUAUCUCUUGGGAUGGCAAACCUUAGCACCCGCCGACCGUGGUGGCGAGCUGGUCCGGUUAAAUUGGGCCCUAAAGCAACAGGGAGCCCCUGACGUGCAUUGCGGUCUGAUAGCCUCCGGCAGCCAAGUCAUUAAAGAUGCCAAACUUCGUGACAGUAUCGAUAAGAACCUCGGCGGAAAGGUCUUGUGUGUUGAAAUGGAGGCAGCAGGGUUGAUGAAUGAUUUCCCCUGCAUUGUCAUACGGGGGAUUUGUAAUUAUGCUGAUAAGAGGAAGGACGACGAAUGGCAGCCAUACGCUGCAGCUGUAGCUGCGGCAUGUGCGAAGGCCCUUCUGGAGUAUGUGCAGCCAAUUCCCAUCGCCAGCAGGCGUUCGUCAGCAGAUAUCCUAAGCCAAGGUUCGGUUUAA
Messenger RNA from Penicillium crustosum, 1146 nucleotides. Its product is annotated as 5'-methylthioadenosine/S-adenosylhomocysteine nucleosidase family protein. The transcript has a single exon. Gene Ontology annotation, molecular function: catalytic activity. The record is from RefSeq and is a predicted model, not a curated record. Lineage: Eukaryota; Fungi; Ascomycota; Eurotiomycetes; Eurotiales; Aspergillaceae. Bases 1 to 1146 code for a protein of 381 amino acids. Gene Ontology annotation, biological process: nucleoside metabolic process.